AUGAGCAGAGUACUUAAACGAACACCAAGUACAGGAACAAUGCAGAGUAACAUUUCAUCAAUUGAAGCCCCUAGCACAAUGAGUGCAAACACUUUAAAUCGUCCCGCUCAAGCUUCGCAAUCAUUAUAUCCACAAUGUCAAGAUCUUUUAGGAAGACUUUAUUGUGUAGAAGGAUUUGAAGAAUAUUUAAUACAAGGACGAAAUAGUAUGCAAAGCAACGGCUCAAUAGUCGGAACACCGACGUCUGAAAAUGGUCCUAGUAGUUUAAUUCUUAGAGAAGAUCCUGUAACUCUUUUAUGGCAGACUUUUCGUCUAGGUUAUCCUCUUUGUGCGCUCGUUAAUGCUUAUAAACCAAAAAAACCAUUAAAAGUUACAAUUGAAGAUUCAAAACCAAAAGCCUUUGUAUAUAAAUUUUUGGUUGCUUGUCAGGAGGAGUUUCAAUUAAAACCAGAACAACUAUUUACAAUCACACAAUUAUUUCAGGAUGAUACAAAUGGUUUCGUUAUGAUUGAAGAGAAAGGUCUUCUCAAUUUAUCUCGAAAAAGAGAUUGGGGAAGAUCAGAUCCAAAAAAACCCACUGAUAAUCGGGCUAGAGUAGUGCAUGAGUUGCUAGAAACUGAAAGAAAAUAUGUUCAGGAUAUGGAAGUUUUACAGAAUUAUGCUAGAGAGCUUCAGAGUCAAGACAUCGUUAGCGCGGAUACUAUUCAUUUACUCUUCGCUAAUCUUAAUCAAUUAGUUGAUUUUCAACGCCGCUUCCUUAUAGGUGUGGAAGCUACGUCUAGUGCAAGUCCAGAAGAGCAGCGUUUUGGCAGUCUGUUUAUACAAAUGGAAGAAAAUUUUGCGGUUUAUGAACCAUUUUGCGCAAAUUAUCAAUCUGCUUCCGACCUAGUUAUUCAAGAAUUACCGAACUUACAGAAAUUAUCCCAUGUAGUUGAACCAACAUAUGAACUACCAUCAUUAUUAAUUAAGCCUAUUCAACGUAUCUGUAAAUAUCCAUUAUUAUUGCAGGAAUUAUUAAAAUUUACUGAUAAAGAGGAUAAAUACUAUGAGGAAAUUAAGUGUGGUCUCAAUGCAAUCAAGCGUGUGGCCGAUCGUGUAAAUGAAACGCGGCGUCAACAAGAAAAUGCUGCUGUCGUUAAAGAUUUGGAGCGUCGUGUAGAAGAUUGGAAAGGUCAUAAAAUUGAGCAAUUUGGCGAACUUUUACUUGAAGAUGUAUUCACUAUGUCUAAAGAUGAUUCUGAACGUGAAUAUCAUGUAUAUUUAUUUGAAAAGAUUUUACUUUGUUGUAAGGAAACAAAUUCAAAAAAACAACAAAUAGAAAAUCGGGGUGGUGAAAACGGUCGGUCUGGGGUAUUGUCAUUAAGAAUAUAUUGGCGAGGGGAUAGCGAGAUGGAGUCUUUUUCUCUCAAAUGUCGAAAUGAAGAACAACUUAAACAAUGGAAAUCUACAUUAGAAAAAUUGUUACCAGGAGAUAGUAAUCAUCGUCAUACAAUGACGAAAGGACAAUUAGAUAAUACUACUCCUCCGAAACGCCCUGGAGUAUCAAACACACAGUUGGCAUCUUUGCAGAACCUUGACCUUCCUUACUUUCGCCGAGAUGGUAGGCCGAAAACCAACGAGUCUGUAGCACCUCCACCUUAUGGUUGGGAUCCAAAUUCACCACCGUUGCCAAAUACACAUCCACAACACCGAUCACACUCAUCAGUUCAAAAUUUGUCCCGAAAUGGUAAUUCAACUGCACCCCCAACCAUGGCUACGUUCCCGUCAAACGCUAUGAUGCAGGUGGAAAAUAAUAUGGGUUAUUUUCCGAAUUCUCCACCACCUUCAUAUCCUGGUUCUCCAGCUCCAUCUACUCGUAGCAGUACAACUUCACAUUCAAGCUCUAAUCCUGUUGCUAUAUGGCAACGUAGAAGUGUUGAGCAUCCAUCGCCUCUUGCAGGCACUAUUGCAAAAUUUAUGAAUGAAGAUGAUGAAUAUAGUAUUAACCCACCACCACUACCAAUUCAACGUUCUCAUUCUCAUAGUGCUGCCCCAGGUCAAACAUUUAAUCAAGUUAAUGGACCUGCGCCUAAUUUGCCAAAUCACAACGUUGUAAAUCGCCUAAGAUCACAAAGUAGUCCAAAUAUCCAAGCCAUUCAGGAAUUACAAUUUGAAAAUACAGAACCUGUGCCUAGCAUUCCGAAUUCUAGUAACCCUGCGCGUCAAAAUGUUACUAAUGGGUUUCAAUCAAUAGAGAUAGAACAACGAAGUAGUGGGUCAAGCAAUUCCUCACAAACUUCUGGACAAUCUCUUCAUACUACUAAUUCAACAAAUUUAUCUACAAAUAAUAAUUUGUUGUCACCUCAAAGUGACCAAAAGAAGCAACAUUCUUUAUCUAAUUAUUCUACGACUAUGAAAAUUAAAGUGAAUUUUGCUGAAGAUGUCUUUGUGAUAGUUGUCCCUCAAGAUAUUGAAUACAGGGAAUUAUGUGAUCGUGUGGAACGUAAAAUACGCUUAUGUUCUACACGAAGGGAUGAAAGCGUUCCCAUUCGAAUUAGAUACCAGGAUGAGGAUGGUGAUCAUAUUACAAUUAAUUCUGAUGAAGAUGUUUCAAUGGCAUUUGAAGGUAGACUAGCCGCGGGUGGAAAUUUUGUUAAUUUGUAUGUAAGCUGA
Messenger RNA from Dentiscutata heterogama, 2652 nucleotides. NCBI's taxonomy places the organism in Eukaryota, Fungi, Glomeromycota, Glomeromycetes, Diversisporales, Gigasporaceae. The record is from the annotation of a GenBank genome assembly.